UACAAAUCUGAUGCUUCAGAACAAUCCCCCUGGAGGGCAGAGGGGGACAAGAAAUCAUGGGACGGUGUCUAAUAAACAAUGGGGCGGUUCUUAUCCUGUACUGUUUUGUCCUCCUAUAAAUCACAUUGAAUGUCACAUAGAAUUCUGAUCCUCCCAGGGAUACGAGAUGCAUAUCUAUUAUGAUUCUAGUUGAUAAUUGAUGAAGAUGGCCCCAGUGGAAUAAAAUGUCUGGCUGUCAUGGUCACCAGCAAUCAUAAUAUAUCUACAGAAAAGUCAGCUACGAACCGUAUACCAGUUUCUUUGCAGCAAGGAUGGGGAGUCAAGCAAACACGUGGGAGAUGAAGAUACUUAGUAGAAUUUGAAUUGGGGUUUUCAAGCUGCAACUUGCAAGUGGAAAGCAAUGGCUCUCAAUCUGAGCUACAAGAAUUUGAGACAGUUAUUUAUUUAAUUCUGAUCAUGACAGCUCUUUUCAAUCUGGUGCUUGUAAGUUAUCAAGUUCAUAGAAAAUGUCUUCAAACUCCAACUACUACUGUUCGUUACUGAAGAUCUGCACCGAAACCCGUAACCGGACUCGACUAAAGAGAAUCCAUUGCCACAUUCUCAAAACCUUUAAAGACCCGGAGACAUUCUUAUUGAACAAUCUCGUCAAUGCGUACAGUAAACUAGGCGAUUUAACCUAUGCACGCUACGUGUUCGACAGAAUUCCCCGACCGAAUCUCUUUUCAUGGAAUACUAUUCUUUUCACUUAUUCGAAAUCUGGGAAUCUUUCAGACAUGAAUUUUAUAUUUAAUCGCAUGCCGAAACGCGAUGGGGUUUCUUGGAAUUCCCUUAUUUCAGGGUAUGCUUCUCGUGGUAUGGUUACUGAGGCAGUGGAAGUUUAUAAUUCUAUGUUGAGGGAUGGGGUGGCUAAUUUGAAUAGGAUUACGUUUUCUACAAUGCUUAUAUUGUCGUCUAGUCAAGGGUGUGUUGAUUUGGGUCCGCAGAUUCAUGGGCAGAUUGUGAAAUUUGGGUUUGGAUCGUAUGUGUUUGUGGGUUGUCCUCUGAUGGAUAUGUAUUCAAAAGGUGGGUUGAUUCACGAUGCGAAACAAGUUUUUGAAGAAACUCCAGAGAGGAAUGUGGCAAUGUAUAAUAUGAUGAUUACAGGGCUUUUGAGGUGUGGUAUGGUGGAGGACUCCAGCUGGUUGUUUCAUAGUAUGAAGGAAAAAGAUUCAAUUUCUUGGACAACGAUGAUCACAGGAUUGACUCAAAAUGGUUUGUAUAGGGAGGCUAUUAAUUUGUUCAGAGAAAUGAGGAUAGAAGGCUUGGCUAUGGAUCAGUUUACCUUUGGAAGUAUGUUGACUGCUUGUGGGGGUCUACUGGCCCUGGAAGAAGGCAAGCAAGUUCAUGCUUUUGUAAUUAGAACUAAUCACAAAGAUAAUGUCUUUGUAGGCAGUGCACUUGUUGAUAUGUAUUGCAAAUGCAAAAGCAUAACAUCUGCAGAGACAGUUUUCAAGAAGAUGACCCACAAGAAUGUUGUGUCCUGGACUGCAUUGCUAGUGGGUUAUGGCCAGAAUGGGUGCAGUGAAGAAGCUAUUAGAAUCUUUUGUGAUAUGCAGAGAAAUGGGAUUAAUCCUGAUUAUUAUACUCUAGGAAGUGUAAUUAGCUCAUGUGCAAACCUGGCAAGCUUAGAAGAGGGUGCUCAAUUUCAUGGCCAAGCAAUAGUUUCUGGCUUAUUUUCUUUCACAACAGUUUCAAAUGCACUUGUCACUUUGUAUGGCAAAUGUGGAAGCAUAGAAGAUGCUAAUCGGCUGUUCAAUGAGAUGAAUUUUAGGGAUGAAGUUUCCUGGACUGCAUUGGUGUCUGGUUAUGCUCAGUUUGGGAAAGCCAAUGAAACAAUUGAUUUGUUUCAAAGAAUGUUAGCUCAUGGUCUAAAACCUGAUGGAGUCACUUUUGUUGGUGUUCUAUCAGCUUGUAGUAGGGCAGGACUAGUGGAAAAAGGGAAUCAAUAUUUUGAGUCAAUGGUGAAAGAACAUGGAAUUAUGCCAGUUGUUGAUCAUUAUACUUGCAUGAUUGACCUUCUUAGCCGAGCUGGAAGGUUAGAAGAAGCAAGAAGUUUUAUAAACCAAAUGCCAUUCCCUCCUGAUGCAAUUGGUUGGUCUACCUUACUAAGCUCAUGUAGACUGCAUGGUAACUUGGAAAUUGGGACAUGGGCAGCAGCAUCCCUUCAGGAACUAGAGCCCAGCAACCCUGCAGGUUACAUCUUACUCUCAAGCAUAUAUGCUGCUAACGGGAAAUGGGAUAAUGUGGCUGAAUUGAGGAGGGGAAUGAGAAGUAAAGGAGUGAGAAAGGAACCAGGAUGCAGUUGGAUCAAACAUAAAGGCAAAGUGUACAUUUUCUCAGCAGAUGACCAGACAAGUCAAUUUUCAAAUCAGAUAUAUGCUGAGUUGGACAAAUUAAAUCAGGAGAUGAUAAAGGAGGGUUAUGUACCAGAUAUGAGUUCAGUUCUGCAUGAUGUUGAGGAAUCAGAAAAGAUAAAGAUGCUUAAUUACCACAGUGAGAGGCUUGCAAUUGCAUUUGGGUUGAUAUUUAUUCCUCUUGGGCUUCCCAUACGCAUAGUUAAAAAUCUUAGGGUAUGUGGGGAUUGCCAUAAUGCCACUAAGUAUAUUUCUAAGAUCACCCAGAGAGAGAUACUGGUAAGAGACGCUGUCCGGUUCCAUUUGUUCAAAGAUGGAACAUGCUCGUGUGGAGAUUUCUGGUGAUACUGUUUUCCAUGGCCAAAGUUGUAGCAGAGAUCAAAACCCUUGACUGACUAUUCGAAUAAUCAAAUCACAGGAUUAUUGGAUUAAAAAUUAAUUCCGCUAUCAAGUGGGAUAUGAUUAAAGCACUAGAGGGCUAUCCAUUUUAAACGAUCAUGUUCUUGAAUCGUAACAUUGAAAGCAAGGUACAUUUGCUAUGCUAGUCACCAUCGUUAGUAUAUCCAUAUCAGGUAAGGAGCGUAGAAGAUACACCAAUUAUUGCCAGGUCAAGCAUUUUAUAUGAAAGCGGAGUUUCAUUGCUUGAUUUCAGUGUGGAAGAGUAUCCCAUGUAUAACAAGAGUGAUUCUGGAAUUGAUUCAAUUCUUCUUCACCAGUCUACAAUUAUUGAGGUAAGUUAGUUUACUAGAAAAUCAGAUCAGAAUACACGACACAAUUGCUCAAGUUGUAUCAGAGAGAGAGCUAGAUGUUGCAAAAAACUGUUGAUAGAAAAAUUACAGAACUAUGUUAUACAUGCAGAGGGAGGAGGAGGAGGAGGAGAAGAAUAAGAAGACUCACAAAGUUUUUGAUCUUUUCAAAAGGUCGUCGAAUGCAGAGGAGCACAGCUGGCUUAUCCCGCCAUAAUUCUGAAGCUUUCAUUGGUGGAGUCUUCGACGUCACCAAACGCUCCAUCCCAAUCUUAUACGCAGGAGUUAAUUUCUGAACUGAUAUGUUUCCG
Messenger RNA from Theobroma umbraticum, 3450 nucleotides. NCBI's taxonomy places the organism in Eukaryota, Viridiplantae, Streptophyta, Magnoliopsida, Malvales, Malvaceae. The record is from RefSeq and is a predicted model, not a curated record.